CGGCUGCGACAUGCAGCGGACGCGCCCCUGCUCAGGGGGCCUGCGAGCUGAGGAGGGGAGGUGCCCUUUCCCCGCCUCCGCCAGCCCGGGGCUGCCGCCCCCCGCGGUGGCUCCGCCUGCGGCCCUCCCCGUUGCCGCCCCCGCCCCCCGUCACUAGGCGAUGCUGCAACCAAGAUGGCGGUGGGCGUCGAGUGAGCGCGAGCGGAGACGGCGGUUUCGCUCCCGGCACUCUCCCCGCCUCGGGCAGGGGGAGGCGGAGGGAUGAGGCACGUCCCAGAUCCCGGCCGGUCGUCGUGAGGGGCGCGAGCCAGCAGGCAACUAUGGCGGGGAUUAUCAAGAAACAGAUCCUGAAGCAUCUCUCCAGCGAUCCCAGCUGGCUCUGGUGGAGAUUGGUUUGCUGUGAAUAUCCUUACUACCAAAAUGAGUACCAGAAGCUUCUCAGAAGCCGUGGCAACUGACCACUUGCUUUCACCAGGAAUAGGGGCCUUUUGUCUGAAUACCUUGCCCUCAGGUUCACCAAAAAUCUGUCACCUGACAAGAUCAACCUGAGCACAUUAAAAGGGGAAGGUCAGCUGACCAAUUUAGAGCUGGAUCAAGAGGUGCUUCAGAACAUGCUGGAUCUUCCAACAUGGCUUGCUAUAAACAAGGUCUUUUGCAAUAAAGCAUCCAUUAGGAUACCAUGGACAAAAUUGAAAACACAUCCCAUCUGUUUGUCCUUGGAUAAAGUUGUAAUGGAAAUGAGCACAUGUGAAGAGCCACGUGCCCCUAAUGGACCCUCUCCUAUAGCAACGGCAUCUGGACAGAGUGAAUAUGGCUUUGCUGAAAAAGUGGUCGAAGGCAUUUCGGUUUCUGUGAACUCCAUUAUAAUAAGGAUUGGUGCAAAAGCCUUUAAUGCUUCAUUUGAACUUUCCCAGCUGAGAAUAUAUAGUGUAAAUGCAAACUGGGAACAUGCUGACCUCAGAUUUACCCGAAUACAAGAAGCUCAACGUGGAGAGGUUUUGACUUUUAAAGAAAUCAACUGGCAGAUGAUCAGAAUAGAAGCAGAUGCAAUCCAGAGUUCUAAGCAUGAAAUCAUGAGUGCUCCAGUUCGACUGAUUACUAACCAAUCAAAAAUUAGGGUCACGCUUAAAAGAAGGUUAAAGGAUUGUAAUGUAGUGGCAUCAAAACUGGUUCUGAUUCUGGAUGAUUUGCUCUGGGUUUUGACUGAUUCCCAGUUGAAAGCCAUGGUGCAGUAUGCCAAAUCUCUUAGUGAAGCCAUAGAGAAAUCAACAGAACAGAGAAAAAGCUUGGCUUCUGAAACAGCACAGAGCUCUGCCCCUGCGCCCAGUUCCCAGGAGGUGAAAGCACACCAGACAACAGCAGCACCUGAUCAAAAUGAUGCCAUAGUAAAAUUGUUUAAUGAUUUUGAUGUUAAGGAAACUUCUCAUCACUUAGUAAUUUCCCAUUUGGACCUACAUAUAUGUGAUGAUAUCCAUUCUAAAGAAAAAGACUCAAAUAGGCGUGUUACAGGAGGGGCCAUGCAGCUUUCCUUCAGCUAUUUAACAGUGGACUACUAUCCAUUUCACAAAGCAGGAGACAGCUGCAAUCACUGGAUGCAUUACAGUGAUGCCACUAAAACCAGAAGUGGUUGGGCCAAAGAAUUAUUAAAUGAAUUCAAAGGCAAUGUUGAAUUGCUUAAGCAGGCUGUGAAAGAUCAGGUCAUAGAUUCUCCUCCCAAAUCACCACCUGCUGUAUCUCCUCAAAACCUACAAACAGGCAAGGAACAGAUACCGAAAGGAACAUCUAGGGCUUCCUCUGUAUCUUCCCAACAACCAAAGGGCAAACUGAUGUCUAGUCCUAUUGUGGUUAGACUUGCAGAUUUCAAUAUAUAUCAGGUUUCAACAGCAGACCAGUGUCGUUCUUCCCCUAAAGCUCUGAUCUCUUGCAAUAAAAAAUCACUUUAUCUUCCACCAGAAAUGCCAGCUAUUCAUAUUGAAUUCACUGAAUAUUACUACCCAGAUGGAAAAGACUUUCCUAUUCCAUGUCCAAAUUUGUAUGGCCAGCUGAAUGCUUUACAGUUCACCCUGGAUGAGAGAAGUAUUCUUUGGCUAAAUCAGUUCGUGUUGGAUUUGAAACAGAGUCUUAUUCAGUUCAUGGCUAUGUACAAGUUAAAUGACAAUUCAAAAUCAGAUGAACAUGUUGAUGUUAGAGUUGAUGGACUAAUGUUAAAGUUCAUUAUCCCAUCUGAAAACAAACCUGAAAUUCAUAAAGAUCAACCUCGUGCACUUGCCAUUCAAAGUUCAGAGAUGAUUGCUACAAAUACAAGAUACUCACCAAACUGCAGACACUCUGAUCUGGAAGCUUUGUUUCAGAACUUCAAAGACUGUGAAUUUUUCAGUAGAACUUUCACCACUUUUCCAAAGUCCCGGAAGAAUUUUAAUCUUUUGCAUCCAAUCUUCCAGAGACAUGCUCAUGAACAAGAUACUAAAAUGCACGAUGUUUAUAAAGGUUAUAUCAUCCCAAAAUUGAAUAAAUAUGCGUUAAAGACGUCUGCAGCUACUGAUGUUUGGGCCUUGCAUUUUUCCCAGUUUUGGAUAGAUUAUGAAGGAACAAAAAGUGGGAAAGGCCGACCAAUAAGCUUUGUGGACUCAUUUCCACUUUCACUUUGGAUUUGCCAGCCAGUAAGAUUUGCAAAGUCACAAAAAGAGAUUUUAUCACAUAAUCAGACAGCUUUGAACAUUCCAAAAAGUGAAUCUAGUGAUCUUGCUAAUAGACUGCAACGUAAAAAACUUUUAAAGGAAUAUUACAGCAGUGAGACGGACCCCUUGACCAACGGCAUUCAAAUGUCAGACACUUCAGGAGUGCUUUCUGAAAACUCUUCCUCUGAUGCAGAUGUACAUGUUCUUGUCCAUGUUCAAAAACACGUAAGCAUGCAGAUCAAUCAUUACCAGUAUCUUUUUUUGCUGUUUCUCCAUGAAUCCCUUGUAUUGCUCCUGGAAAACUUAAGGAAUGAUGUAGAAGCAGUGACAGGAAAACCUGCAAAGCAAACAGAUGUCUGCAUUGGGAUCCUACUGAAAAGUGCCGAACUAGCCUUACUACUCCAUCCAGUGACUCAGGGAAACCCUUGUAAGUCUCCAGUCGUGGAAGAAGAAAGUCCUCUGGCAUCAGAGUUCUCCCCUUUGGGAAAUGGGGAAGCUCUUACUACAGAGAGUAAAUUAGUUGGCAAUAAGGUAGUGCAAGCUGGUAUUACUGAUUUUGAUUAUGUAAAUGACUGCAAGCCUCUGAAUGCUGAAGUUAAUAAAGGAAUUUUAAUAGAUCCUCUUUUGUUUAAAUCGGACAGUAAUACAGAUUUUCAGAAAGGAACAUCAUUUUCAGAUGAUGCAUCAGAUAAAGGUUUGGGAGAUACGAGUGAAGGAGGAAGCAGUGGACUUUUUAGUAGAAGUGAUUCAGAGGAGGUCUGUGGACCUCUAAGUGAGAAAAGUAGCUUGCAUCCUAGGGAUUCAGCAUCCAUUUUAAAUAAAAGAGAAGAUUCUACUGAUUUUUUCAUUGAUAAAGAGGAUGAUAAAAACAUAUUCUCAAAUAAGUUAAAUGAACAGGAAGGUGCAACUGAAAGCUGUCCUCCCCAAGUCCCUGACUUGGAAUCAGAAACUGCCUUAGAAUCUGAAGAGCUUGAAAUCAACAAAGAGAAAGUUACUUCAGUUAGAAUGUUUGCAUCCCAGUCAUCAUCAAGUGCAAAGCCUAAGGAACGCUGCCCGUCCAACCUCCCUGCAUUCUCUGUUUCUUACAAGAAUAUGAAGAGAAGUCCAUCACAAGUCUCUCUGGAUACCAUCUCUAUUGAUAGUAUGAUGCUAGAGGAUCAUUUGAUAGAGAGUGAUGGAAGUGACAGCCAAAGCUUUCUGGAGAAAGGUAUUACAGCCACAAACUAUCAAAGCCCAUCAGAAAAUGCCCAUGAAGGAGGCACAGUGAUUGAAAAUUGUGAUGGGUCAUCUCCAGAUGCCAUGAGCGCUGCUUCAGAGAAUGCCCAUGAAACUAGUGAAGAAAUGAUGUCAGUUGUGGUUUUCCAAAUAUUUGGUGUUAAUGGUGAAAUUGACAUCAGAGGUGAAGACACGGAAAUAUGCCUACAGGUCAACCAAGUGAUACCAAACCAAUUGGGAAAUAUCAGUGUUCGACACUAUCUUUGCAACAGAACUUUUGGUUCUGACUGUAAAUCUGUGGCUGGACCAGUUAAUUCAUCACCUGAGAUUAGUUUGAGAUGGGAAAGUGGGCCGAGUGCUGUCAUACAUUCUCUGCUGGCUGUAAAAAAUGGUUUUCUUCAGUGUCAUGUAGAGAACUUCAGCGCUGAAUUUCUAACGUCUUCCCUCACAAACAUUCAACAUUUUCUAGAAGAUGAAACUGUCGCAGAAGUGAUGCCUAUGAAGAUAAAAGUUUCUAAUGCAAGAAUUAAUUUAAAAGAUGACAGUCCACGUGAAAAUCUUAAGGCAUCUGAGCUGGUACCCAUAAAACUAUAUAUUGACAUACUCUGGAUAGAAAGAAAUGAUGAUGGCUCAUUUCUCAUUAGAGACAAUCAAAGAGUAAAUGAUAUGUCAAAGAGGAAGAAUUCAAGCAGUGCAUUGCAGCAAGCAGCUGGACCUGUUGGACAUAAAACGCGGGACCAAGCCACGCAGACGACUUGUGAAAUUCCCAGACCUCCUAAAUCAAGCAAGGAUUCAGCUGACUUCCUUAAAAAUGAGCUUAUUGAAGAAAAUGAAUGUCUCAAACAGGAACUAGCCAAAGCCAAAAUGGCUCUUGCUGAGGUUCAAAUGGAAAAAGAUGCCCUGCUUCAUCGUAUAAAGAAGAUGAAUGUUGAUCAUCAGUAGGACAGUGUUCUUUCUGUUGGUGCAAGGCAUCAUCAACAGAACUUCAGGUGAUGAUGGCAUCUAAAAUACCGUUUGUAAAUCGCUGGAAGACAUGGUUAUUUUUUUUUGUCACAGACAAAGUUUUCUCAUUACGAACAAAAUGUUUGUGAAAUAGUUACUAUUCUGAAAUUAUCAUUAAACAUUGUAACUUUUUUCAGCCCAUUUUAAACUGAAAUGACUUUGGAAAAAUCAGUUUUUACUGUACUUUAUUAAUUUACUGAAAAAAAAAUCAUAUCAUCUACUUUUAAUAUUAUCUAAGGAGAUGUUAUUUUUAAAAUGUUUUCUGAAAAGUGGAUGGUUCAGCAAUGAAAGAAGGUACCUAGGUGCGUAACAGAGUAAAAUGUACCAUGCCUCAUUAACAAACUGUACCUCUCUUUAAGAUUAUGUUGUUUUGUUAUUACCAGAAGGAGGUUACAUUUGCACUAUGAUGAUAUGGGCUAGAUCCUCUAGAAUAGUAUAGCUACUGAAAAUUAAAAUACCAGCCCUAAACUGGCCCUAAAUUCAGUGUAAUUUGCCCAGAGAGGAUUUUAAGAAUAAUCCUCUGGUGCUAUAGAGUUCCAUAUACCCUUUCCCUAUGCACUCCUAAAAUACCACAGUAAAUGCUGGAGAAUUUAGGUAAGAGGGAAUACUACUGGGCUUUCCUUCUGCGUGAAGGUCAGCUGUAUCUGUACAGCUGAUGUAAUUUAGACAUUCACCCUUUUUUUCCCCCCUCUCUCUCUGAUGAGGAUGUAGCCCUGCAACAGGAUGCAGCCCUUUGCAAAAGGUGAGCUUUGAGCCAUUUUGCAUGCGUGUCUGAUUGCUGCACAACUCGUCAGACAUGCCCAAGGAUUUGGUCCAGUGUAUUUAAAUAUGUCAUGUCAAUGCUUGUGAGGAGGGGGAGGAAAUCCUACAGGGAUUCAUUAAUUGUAUAUUGCUUUUUUUUGAUAAAAAAGCUGUAGAGAAUAAUUUAAUUACCCAGUGAAAUUGUGAGAUUACAUGAAAUGUAAUUAUACAGUUUAAAUCAUGGGUGAUUUGUACAAAUUGAAGAGUAAUUUUCAGCUAAAACCUGGUACAGAUGAAUAAAUAAAAAAGCACAACACUGUAAAAUAGAGAAUAUAAGAGUGUGCUUCUAAACAAUUUAGGAAACAACAUAUAAAACAAUACAUGCCUGUAAGAGAUUUGUUUUUGCUAGAACUAAAAAUGAUGGAAUAAUUUAACUAGUGACCUUGAAUCUGACAACUGAAAAUCUUUUAAUUGCUACCACAAUUCUUUCUGCUCCAUGGGAUGUUUGAGGGAAGUUUUGUUUGUAGAGGUGCAGACACAUCUCAAAGUGUUUAGUAUCCUGUGGUCUGACUUUGCAUAUUCAGGCUGUCAAACUUGUUUUAAUUAAAACGGUUUUCAUUAAAACAUUUUGGAGAUCACAGAAUUUACACUGCUGAAAAUAGUUCUUGAAAGUGUGUAGUUUUUAAUCAAGAACUCUGGAAGAACUGGUUCAGGCACUAUUUUAAAGCCUGCCUUAUGAAACCCUAGUUGAAACUCCCUUUAAUGCCCAUGGAAAUUUUUAUCUUAUUAUUUUGAAUAAGAUGAAAAAAUACACACACAGCUGUUUCUAAUAAAGAAACUAAAUAUUUGUAUUUCAAAAGGUAUUUUAGACAACACAGUAUUAAAUAUGAGUAGUCCAGUUUCAUAAAAAUAACAUGUCAGAUUCAGGGGAGGAGCUCUCAAAUGGUUUAAUUCUGAUUGGUACUAUUAAAGUCAGUAAUUCUUACUUGUUUUGUCCCUGCUAAGAUCUAGUUAGAAUUAUUCUAAAGAAAGGAAUGUAUAGAGUGCUUAGUAGCAUGUUGCUGGAAUAAUACAUUGAGAAUUGUCUAAUUUUUAAAAAGAAAUAAACAGCAAUAUCAAA
Messenger RNA from Grus americana (Whooping crane), 6756 nucleotides. RefSeq names its product bridge-like lipid transfer protein family member 3B (gene BLTP3B). The record is from RefSeq and is a predicted model, not a curated record. NCBI's taxonomy places the organism in Eukaryota, Metazoa, Chordata, Aves, Gruiformes, Gruidae. Bases 612 to 4835 code for a protein of 1407 amino acids. The transcript has 22 exons.